AUGGCGGUCAAGGAGAUUCCCAUCCCCGAACCAUGGGGUUUGCCUUUCCUUGGACACAUUGCCGAAUUCAACCCAGAGAACCCCAACAAUGAUAUUUUGCGCCUAGCAGACACCUUCGGCGAGAUCUACCGUCUGCGCUUCCCCGGCGGGAAGACCGUCUGUUUUGUUUCCACAAACGCUUUAGUCAACGAGCUUUGUGACGAAAGUCGCUUCAAAAAGACACUGAACACGGUUCUUUCGGCCAAAUUAGACGAGCCCAACUGGGGUAUCGCACACAGGAUCCUGAUUCCAGCUUUCGGUCCCGUUACCAUUCGUGGCAUGUUUGACGAGAUGUUGGAUGUCGCAGGCCAGAUGGCCUUGAAAUGGGCACGCCACGGUCCAUCAACGCCUAUCAUGGUCACUAAUGACUUCACCCGCCUCACUCUUGACACCAUUGCCCUAUGCUCCAUGGAUUUCCGCUUCAACUCGUUUUACCGCGAGGAGCUUCACCCUUUCGUCAAGGCCAUGAGCGAUGCUCUCAUAGAAAGCGGCGCCAGGGAACGGAGACCGGGGUUCGCGAGCUACUUUUUCCGGGCCGCAGAGCAAAAGUAUUUUGCCGACAUUGAGUUGUUGCGCAAGACAGCGGAAGAAGUCCUAAAGGCCCGGAAAGAGCACCCAUCCGACAGAAAAGAUUUGCUGACCGCCAUGCUCAACGGCGUGGACCCCAAGACGGGUCAGAAGAUGACUGAUGCUAGUAUCAUCGACAAUCUGAUUACUUUCCUCAUUGCUGGCCAUGAAACAACUUCUGGCUUGUUGUCUUUUGCCUUUUACGAGCUUCUGCGGAACCCUGCUGCCUAUCGGAAGGCUCAGCAGGAAGUUGACGAGGUCCUUGGGCAAGGCCCUAUUACUGUAGAUCACUUGUCCAAGUUGCCUUACUUGAAUGCUGUUCUUCGUGAAACGCUGCGGCUUUCUGCGACCAUUCCUGCUUUCGCUGUUGAAGCCAAGGAAGACACACUCAUUGGUGGCAAAUACCGCGUCAAGGAGGGCGAGCCGGUCGGCUUGUUACUCGGCAGAGCACACAUUGACCCCGUUGUUUAUGGCGACGACGCAAAGGAAUUCAAGCCCGAGCGCAUGUUAGAUGAGAACUUUGAGCGCCUACAAAAAGAGUUUCCUAACUCGUGGAAGCCCUUUGGUAACGGUAUGCGUGCCUGCAUUGGCAGACCGUUUGCCUGGCAGGAGGCUCUAAUGGCCACCGCCAUACUUCUGCAGAACUUUAACUUCACCAUGGACGAUCCCAAUUAUCAGCUCAAGAUUUCGGAGUCGCUCACUAUCAAACCCAAGGACUUUUACAUGCGUGCGACCCUGCGAAAUGGAUUGAGCCCCACGGAGCUCGAGCAAAGGCUUGCGGGGAGAAACCCGAAGAAGACGACAUUGCCAUCCCGACCAUCAGCGCAGACUAACGGCGACAAUACCCCCAAAGCCAGUGGCAAGCCCAUCAGUAUCUACUACGGAUCCAACAGUGGAACGUGUGAGGCACUUGCCCAGAGACUUGCUACUGACGCGACAACCCACGGAUUCAACGCCGUAAACGUGGAGCCUCUGGACACCGCUCGCGAAAAUCUGCCCAAGAACCAACCCACAGUCAUCAUCACUGCCUCUUACGAAGGCCAGCCACCAGACAAUGCAGCCCACUUCAUCGCUUGGCUUGAGAGCUUGAAGGCUCAGGAGUUGAGCAGUGUGCCAUAUGCCGUCUUUGGCUGUGGCCACCAUGACUGGGUGCAAACAUUCCACCGCAUCCCGAAGCUGGUCGAUACGAUUAUGGAAGAACGCGGAGCCAACAGACUCGUACCGAUGGGGCUGACCAACGCUGCUGACAGAGACAUGUUCUCGGAUUUCGAAGCUUGGGAGGAUGAGGUCCUCUGGCCAGCGCUUACUGAGAAGUACGAUGUUGCCGAAGCACAAGACGGCAAUGGCUCGCAACCCGGCCUUGCCGUGCAAAUCUGUAACCCCCGCACUUCGACUUUACGACAAGACGUCCAAGAGGCCGUUGUUUCCGGAGAAAAGAUUCUGACAGCUGCUGAGGCCGCUCAGAAGAAGCACAUGGAUAUCCAGCUUCCGCCCGGCAUGACGUACCGGGCCGGAGACUACCUGGCGGUCCUACCCUUGAACCCGCGAGAAAACAUUGAAAGGGUCUUUCGCAGGUUCCAGCUUGCUUGGGACGCCUGUCUGACUAUCUCUGGCGACAAGCGUACGCCUCUGCCGGUCAACCAGACCAUUUCCGCGUCCGACAUCCUCAGCGCUUACGUUGAGCUUGCGCAACCCGCCACGAAGCGCAACGUCUUGUCCUUGCUAGAGGCCACCAAGGACGAAGUAACCACCAAGGAGCUGGAACGGCUCUCCGGCGAGGCGUACCAUCAGGAGAUCACACAGAAGCGGAUGACAGUGCUGGACCUCUUGGAAAAGUUCCCGUCUAUCGCGCUGCCCAUUGGCUCCUUCCUCGCCAUGCUUCCUCCCAUGCGCGUGCGGCAAUACUCCAUCUCAUCCUCUCCGCUCCGCAACCCUUCGCAAGCAACCCUCACAUACUCCCUCCUCGACGAACCCUCACUUUCAGGCCAGGGCCGUCACGUAGGCGUAGCAACGAGCUACCUCGCAGCCCUCAAGGCGGGCAACAAGCUCCACGUCGCCGUCCGGCCCUCGCAUGCUGCCUUCCACCUUCCCAACCAGCCGGAGAAGACCCCUCUCAUCCUUGUCGCUGCCGGCUCCGGCAUCGCGCCCUUCCGCGGGUUCAUCCAAGAGCGCGCCGCCAUGCUCGCGGCGGGACGGGCCAUCGCGCCAGCGCUUCUAUUCUACGGAUGCCGCAAGCCCGGCAUCGACGACUUGUACCGCGACGAGUUCGACGUCUGGGAGAAGAUGGGCGCCGUCACCGUGCGCAGGGCAUAUUCCCGCGCCAUCGAGCAGAGCGAGGGGUGCAAGUAUGUCCAGCACAGGCUGUACCACAAUAAGAAGGAGGUUUCGGAGCUCUGGGCCCAGGGGGCCAAGCUGUUCGUGUGCGGGACGCGCAACGUGGGGAAGGCGGUCGAGGAGGCGUGCGUUAGGGUAAUUCUCGAGUCGGCCAAGGAAGAGGGCGGACAGCCUGAGCUGAAAGACUUGGAUUACGAGGGGGCGAAGAAGUGGUUUGAGGGGAUUCGGAAUGAGAGGUAUGCUACGGAUGUCUUUGACUGA
Colletotrichum spaethianum is the source of this 3201-nucleotide messenger RNA. RefSeq names its product bifunctional cytochrome P450/NADPH--P450 reductase. Lineage: Eukaryota; Fungi; Ascomycota; Sordariomycetes; Glomerellales; Glomerellaceae. Gene Ontology annotation, molecular function: aromatase activity; iron ion binding; heme binding. The transcript has 5 exons. The coding region runs from base 1 to 3201 and encodes 1066 amino acids. The record is from RefSeq and is a predicted model, not a curated record. Gene Ontology annotation, cellular component: cytosol.